Molecule: messenger RNA, 1122 nt
Organism: Camellia sinensis
Lineage: Eukaryota; Viridiplantae; Streptophyta; Magnoliopsida; Ericales; Theaceae
Source: RefSeq, a predicted model, not a curated record
UAUGUGUGUGUAUAUAUAGAAUACAUAUAUUCAGCAUUUGCUAGAAACAACUUCUGCUUGAGAACUUUAAAUUCUUUUGAAUGAUCAGAAGAACUUCUUUGAAGUUUUAGACUUUUUUUUUUGGACUUUUCAGUAAGAUAAGUGGCUGCCCCUUUUUGUUUGAAUUAUAAGGUAUAUUAAGUUAGAUGAGUGGGCAUUUUUUUACUAAAAGGAUCCAAUAUGUAGCAUAUUUGGCUUCUCUCAUUGUACAGAGCCUCAUAAGUUUGAGUCUUUAAUGCAAAAGUUCAUCACAGGAAUUGACAUGAUAUAUUUUGUGCCUUCUAGGUUGAUUUCAUGUUCAAUUCUUCUAAGCAAGUCAGUUCGUUUCGAAAGCUUCUAAUAUCGUACUCAUUAAGAAAUAACCGUCAGACUAUUUUUGCCAGUGCAUCAAUUCCCCAGCACAGAAGAUUCUUAUCUGAUUGCAUUCAGCAAAAAUGGACCAAGGAUGAUAUUGUUCAUGUCCAUGUAAACGCAGUUGAGCCAAUGCCAUCACGCCUGCAUCACAGAUUUGUGUCUGAGAAGUCAAAGAAGGCUGGCCAUGCUCCACCAACAACUCUUCUAAUUGAGUUGUUGAAGACUUCUCUUCCAGGGUGUUUUGAUAUUAUUAUUCUGGAGGAAGACAUGAAUUUCAAUUUGCGAGCAGCUUUGUUAUUGCAGGUUUUCCUCCAGAAAUAGUGGUUGGCCGGCCAUUCUCUUGUACGGCCGACCAGUUCAUUAGGUCGGCCGACCACCUUGUUUGUACGGCAGUGGUGGUUUUUCAACAAAAUAGAGCAGAUCCUACGGUCCAAAGCAGAACUGUUUUUCUGCUUGUGAACAGGGCAGUUUCUAGCGGUAAGCAGAGGGUGUUUCUGGAGGAUGUUCUUACUUGCACAUGUGCGGUUUUAGAUUAGUCACAUUGAUAUUUAUAUUUGAAAUAAUUAGUUAAUUUAUUUGUGUUUGUAAAAAUUGGUUAAUUAGGACAUUCAGACCUUCUUGUAAGAGGGCAAAUUUGUAACACUUGAUGUAUGUCUUCCAACCUCCAUUUCUUUCUCCCUUUUAUUUACAUGCUUGGCGUGGUUGUAUAAAGCAUCAUGUUUCGUUUCA